GGAGCGCAGGUGGGCUGUUGAUAGAAAGUCAGUGGGGAGAAAACGGACGAAAGAAGGACAAUUGUCAAAAACAAAAUGACACACAUUAAUUUAUAUUAACCGGGGCGUCUCUGCUUCAUAAAACAAACGGCUUGUUGUUGAAGAACUUCCGGCCGGCUGCUGCCCAAGGCCAGCUGAAGCGUGAUGCAGCCAGAGCAGAGCAGAACAGGCUUUGGCCUGCAGAGACGACCGGCAGAUUCAGCCCCCCUGGGCAUGCAGAGCACCGGCCUGCUGCGGGGUCUCAUCCAGAGCGCCAGGCCCCCUUUCUUCUGCUUCCUGCUCCCCAGGGUCCAUGCAGCUGAUGUGGCUGCUGCCCAGCCUUCACAGAUGCUCUCCUCCUCCUCCUCCUCCACCUCCACCACCACCUCCUCCUCCUCCUCCUCCUCCUCCACCAGCCCAGCUCCUGUACUCGCUCCGUCUCCCAGCACCCUGCCAAGGAACUUUGGCAAGCCAGAAUUCCCAGACACAGGAUGGGGACGCAUCAAGGGCCUCUUUAACAAAGAUGAAUCACAGAGAUACCCAGAGGAGUUGACCAAUGUGAUGAAAAGCGGCUUUGUUGCUGCCAUGGCAGGCCUUUUGUAUGGGGGCCUGCCAGCGGCUCGCUACGCCAGAGAGAGGUACAUCCAAGUCAGCCAGGCAGAAAUGUACAGUAGUCGUGUGGAAGCAGUGCGCGCGGCACACAACGCAGCUUUCCGGGGUUUUAUGAGGUAUGGAUGGAGAUGGAGCUGGAGAGUGGCUGCGAUCGUCACCAUGUUCAGUUCUGUCAGCACCGGACUGUCUGUCUACCGAGACAAAGAUGCCGUCAGCAAUUAUGUUGUAGCUGGAGCUGUCACUGUGGGCCUGUUCAGACUGAACCUGGGACUGAGAGGGCUGGUGGCAGGGACCAUCAUCGGAACAGUCCUGGGGAUUCCUGUUGGUGGUUUGAUCAUCGGUUUGCAGUAUCUGACUGGAGAAACUAUCCGAGAGAGGAGGAGGAGAGAGCACAGAGAGCUCUAUGAGCUCAAGCUCGCAGAAUGGACGGCCCGUCUGCAGCUGACGGAUGAGUUGAUUGCUGAUCUGGAUGUUAGCUCUCAGGCAGAGGAAACAAAUAAGGACGUGCAGAGGAUCAAGGAACUGCUGAGUUUACCACAGAAUGAGGAUGUGAGCAAGGACUGAAGCAGCCAAUGAGAGUGGCUGCCUUACUACCUGAUAUCCAUUGGACAUUGAAGGUGGGACUUCAGAGAACUGUAGGGGUAAAUCAAUCCUUUCUUUGCUGGGACUCUGCACAUCUUUCCAACAGAUUCACAUCAGGAUUUGAAGACACUGCUGAGCAUCACCAACGAGAGUCGCCUCAGCAAGCUGCUGAGAACAAAUGUGGAAUGGACUACAGGAAUGUCACAAGUCUUCAAAUAUUAUUUCCUGUUAGGUUUGUUCCACAAAGUUCACAUUGACACCGUGAUAAUAAAGCUCAAAUUAACUGAA
Stegastes partitus (bicolor damselfish) is the source of this 1500-nucleotide messenger RNA. RefSeq names its product translocase of inner mitochondrial membrane domain containing 1 (gene timmdc1). Gene Ontology annotation, biological process: mitochondrial respiratory chain complex I assembly. NCBI's taxonomy places the organism in Eukaryota, Metazoa, Chordata, Actinopteri, Pomacentridae. The transcript is spliced from 8 exons. Gene Ontology annotation, cellular component: mitochondrion. The record is from RefSeq and is a predicted model, not a curated record. Bases 184 to 1194 code for a protein of 336 amino acids.